AUGGGGGUGGCGGGUGUGGCGCGUCCUGCUGUCGCCCGAGCGGCUCCUGCACCGCCCCCCCCCCCCCCCCCCCCCCCCCCGCCCUUUUCUCCUCUCUCUCUCCCUGCCGCACCCUGUGUUGGAGGGGGGGGGGAGCUUGGAGGUUCAGAGGGAGGCAGGAGGGGAUCUGCAGCACCAGCCCCCCCCCCGCCCCCCCCCCCCCCUUUCUCCUCCACCCCUGCUGCGGGUGCAGCAGUGGGGGGGAGGGGAUCUGCAGCAGCAGUGGGGGAGGGGAUUUGCAGCAUCAGCCCCCCCCCCCCCCCCCCCGCCCUUUUCUCCUCUCUCUCUCCCUGCCGCACCCUGUGUUGGGAGGGGGGGGGAGCUUGGAGGUUCAGAGGGAGGCAGGAGGGGAUCUGCAGCACCAGCCCCCCCCCCGCCCCCCCCCCCCUUUCUCCUCCACCCCUGCUGCGGCGGUGGGGGGGAGGGGAUCUGCAGCCCUGUGCUGCCCUGCAGCCCUGCGCGCCCUGCGCGCCCUGCUGUCCUGUCGCCCUGCGCGCACUGCAGCCUUGCGCGCCCCGCGCGCCCUACUGCCCUGUUUGCCCCUCGCGCCCUGCUGUCCUGCUGCCCUGCGCGCCAUGCGCGCCCUGCAGCCCUGUGUGCCCCGCGCGCCCUGCUGCCCUGCAGCCCUGUGCGCCCUGCUGCCCUGCUGCUGCCGCUACAGCCCUUGCUGUUGCCACUACAGCCCUUGCUGCUGCCCUGCGCGCCCCGCGCGCCCUGCAGCCCUGCUGCGCCCCGUGCGCCCUGCAGCCCUGCGCGCCCCGCGCGCCCUGCUGCCCUGCAGCCCUGUGCGCCCUGCUGCCCUGUUUGCCCCGCGCGCCCUGCUGCCCUGCAGCCCUGUGCGCCCUGCUGCCCUGCUGCCCUGUGCGCCCCGCGCGCCCUGCAGCCCUGUGCGCCCCGCGCGCCCUGCUGCCCUGCUGCCCUGUGCGCCCCGUGCAGCAGUGGGGGGAGGGUAUGGGGGUGGCGGGUGUGUGA
Closterium sp. Naga37s-1 is the source of this 1011-nucleotide messenger RNA. The record is from the annotation of a GenBank genome assembly. NCBI's taxonomy places the organism in Eukaryota, Viridiplantae, Streptophyta, Zygnematophyceae, Desmidiales, Closteriaceae.